Dermacentor andersoni is the source of this 3896-nucleotide messenger RNA. RefSeq lists its product as uncharacterized. The record is from RefSeq and is a predicted model, not a curated record. NCBI's taxonomy places the organism in Eukaryota, Metazoa, Arthropoda, Arachnida, Ixodida, Ixodidae.
ACCCGCUUUUAUACGUCGCUUCCUGUUUUCUUGCGGCAUCACUUCGUGUAAUAUAUAUAUGGGCAUGUUCAGAUAAGAACGGUAAUCGAGGUCCCAUGACCAUUUUUUGUUUUCAAUGAAAUUUUUAUAUCUGAUGGGCAAAUGUGUCCACACAAAGGAAUGAACCUUAGUUUUGCAAGAAACUUCGUAGUUUUCUCGGAAAAAAAUCGUAUGUCACAAGAGGUGGAGAACAUCGUUUUUGCCACUUCGCAAAGUUGCAAGUUUGGAGCCUCACUGCAUGCACAAUAAAUUUUUCCCGCACAUAAGUAUCUUUUCGUUACUUUUUCGUAACAUGUACUAUACGAACAAAUAAAAAAACAAUUUUUCGCUGUGUCAAUCUUCUAAAUAAAAAAUCGCAAACUUCGCUUCCGGAGCUAUUCGGUGCAAAAAAGGCACUUUUCAGGGCAGCCUCAGGGCAAGAUGCGUAAAUAUCUCCACACUUAAUCUUUUUCUCAGUAUUUUCCAGCUACCUUUACUCACUUUAGGCAAGUUUUGUAGUUUUAAACUUGACAGAUAUUUUUCAAUAUGGCCUCAAAUUUGGCCAAAGAUCAAAAACGUCAAAAAAGUGACAACUUUGAUUUCUAUUUAAAAAAAAACAUCAUCGUCGAAUUUCAUUAAAAUUUGCCUGAAUAAUCCUCAAUACUCGAUAAUAUUAGGGUACCGAAAAGUGUUGCAUUAUAUUGUUUUAAAGUAUGAAAAUUAAUACAAAACUGACUUCAUAAUUUCAAUCCCUACGAUUGCUCAGUAUUUUCUCUUAGGAUGCGCUAUCGUGAGAAGCUGGAUUUAGUAUUGCUGUUUUUUUUUUUUUUUUGUGGGUAAAUUUUAAAUGUUACAGUUGCUGAGUUCAUAAGUGUAAUUUUUAUGUUUUUUUUUUCUCUUACAAUCAAAGGUCUAAAGCUCCUAUUCGCUUUCGUACUCUUCUAACAGUGGGACUUAAAUUACUGUAAGCAUAUUUGAGAACGUUAUCUUCUAGUGACGUGUGGUUAGUGGUCGUUUAUGCAAACAUUUAUUGCACCCGUCGCUACUCUCAAGAUGCCUUUAACGAGCUGCCGCCGCUCCAUGGAUGAACCGUGCUUGGCAGCCGCUCCUAUAGCUAUAUAACGCCCGGCGCGACCCCGAAUUUCAUAGCACCAUGUGUGCCGCCACCACACCGAGGCUUUAGCCGCCGCUAUCAUCUUUCCAUCGCAACGCACCGAACGCCUGGCAGUUAUACCUUAGCCUUGGACCUUCGACCGAGACAGGCCCGAUGAGCGGAUGCUGUCCGGAUCUCGAGUUUCGCGCGUCGUUUUGCAGGCAUGGUAGACGGUGGGGUCGUUUUCUGUACUCACGUGGUUUCUCUGCGCUCGAAGGCUCCCACGACAAGCAUACUUGGUAUCCCAGUCUCAGCUCGUACGCCAGACCGAACCAGCGUCAGUGUCGACGGCGGGAAGCCUGUGUUAAAAAUCCAUCCAUCUGUCCAUCUCCUUUUUUUUGGAAAAGCAGCCCUGGGCCCUGCAUCCGUCACCUGCUCUUCUGUCCUACGAUAAUCUUCGGAAGCGGUGAGCUUUUGCAUUCAUGAAGAGAUUUCCGCGGCGAACGUUUUGUGCCGACUACUCAAAAAAGCACAAACAGAGAAUUGAAAAAGGACGUAAUUUUCGCAGUGUAAAGACCCUCAAUGUCGCUGCUCUCAAAGAAGUCCUGCUUCCCGAAGAAGCUCUCCGAGUACGAGAAAGUGACUUCAUCUGUCAGAAUUGUUACCGUUGGUUCAAGGAAGACAUAGAUAAAAUAUGCAGGCAGAGUCAACCGAAACAUUCGAAGAAUUCCGCCCUGGAGAAGAAAUCGUAGAAAAUUUAAACUCCAGUGUCAGCCUUACCUCCGAAAUCUCGCCCCUAAAGCCACCGAGCGCUCUAAAAAAACCCUCAGACUUUCCUAUGCAAAGCGAAAGCAGGGAGAGGUGGCAAGAGCUAUGGUGACGAAAAUACGAUCAGGGAUACAGGCAGCAUAUAAUAUCCCAGGGACUUCGCGUGCGUCACAAGAAAAGUGUGCGCAGUGCAGCAACUGGGAAGACAACCUACAUGCUGCCUACAAUAGGUGUACGUCCUUUCAAGAGCGUUGCCAGUUGCUGACACUGCUACCACGCAACCUAACCGUGAAAUAUGUGCAGGAAGUUAUUCCAGAGGCAACGAGGUACGUUAUUCAAAAAUCGAAGAAGAUGGUGGAUGAAGAAGGCGUAUGGUCAACACAGGAGCGAUAUACAAGAUGUAAGCUACAACACGAAGACAUUACCACCGUUUUAGAAUAUUACACCAUGGAUAAACUCGAUUGCUCUAGACAGACACCGAACAAAAAGGAUGUUGUGAGAAUCGAAAAGGAGGGAGAGAAGGAAUGGGUACCUAAACGGUUCAUGACGCGGUCCUUGCGAGAAGCAUUCCGCCUCUACAAGCAAGCUCACCCUGCCUCCCAGGUUGGCCUCACAAAAUUCAUAUCCUUGCGUCCUAAGUGGGUGAAAUGCUCGCCACAGUGGCAAGUGUGUGUUUGCGUGUGCUUUGCAAACUUUCAGUUGUGCCUCGUGGGACUGCAGAACGCCUCCGGAAGGUCGCUUUCUCCCAAUGAUAUGCAGAGUCUCUGUGUAUGCCAAGAACCUACUGCGUCAUGUUUCCUCAGGAAUUGUGAGCACUGUCCACAAGAUGACAUUUUCACUUUGGAAAAUUUUGAUAUGAGCAGCGAGGACGAGGUGUUGAUUGCUUCAUGGGAAUACGGUGAGCUAGUUAAAAAAACUCUGACCGCUUCAUCAUUUAUGAGAGAAUUUAAAAGAAUGACCAUGAAAUGGAUUCCCCACAACUAUAUCAGAUCUGUGCAAGCAAAAGCAAUACAUGAAGAAAAACAGAGCUGCGAGAGAGGUGCAAUUGUAUUGCAUUUUGAUUUCGCCGAAAACUGGACAGUUGUGCUUCCAGACGCAGUACAAGCGUACCAUUGGCAGAAGAAGCAGGUCACCGUGCUUACCUGCGUUGUCACGUCAAGAAAAUCGACUCGGAACUACGCCGUUAUUUCCGACGAUAUGUCUCAUGAUUCAGCUCAUGCAUGUUUUGCUCUGUCGAAAAUCAAAGCACAUCUCGAAGACAGCGCGCCAAUCUACACUAAGGUAACACAUGUGAGCGACGGGGCUCCCGCUCACUUCAAGAAUAAAUAUCAGUUUCAUGAGCUAGAACGCAGUGAAUGUCAAGAGACGAAAUGGAUGUUUUCGGCCACUGGACACGGCAAAAAUGCUUGCGACGGCGUUGGUGGGCUUGUGAAACAUGGAGCAUCACACCACAACUUGCGGAAGCCUGCAAGUGAGGCCAUACAAACAGCCAGCGGGUUCGUGGACACAAUUCAAGGAACGCUAAAGAACAUCACCAUUCUGGAGCUCCGACAGAGGGAGCUUGCAGACUUUCGCGAAAUGAAGAAGGAAGAAUGGAAAACGGCAAAGAAAGUGCCUGGAGUUCAGACGCUCCACAUGUGGAAGUAUGUUCAAUCAAAUGAAGGCAGUGCAUCCUACGUGGCCUCCACCGCUGCUUCGGAAUGGAAGAGACUGCGAUCUGGUUUGUGCUUCGGGCUGGACAAUAUACUGUGCGCAUACCGAAGUCAACUGCUGCCCUUUAUUUCUUGUUACGAUUUUCUGAAUUGCAAUCUGCAGAUAAAGCGGCAUACCAUUUGUAAAUUGUGUCCAGAUUAAAACUCCUGCUGAUUAAAAACCUUGCAGAUAAAUUGUCCCCCUCAGAAGACGACGUUUCGUCUCCUGACAGUGCUUUGUAGAACCAUUGAACACAGAGGUAAACAGAUGCAGGUCCGGACACGUCGGCUUCAGAAACACAUUAAUAUUCAUUUUUAUAUAUAAA